UAUAGAAUUCAAGUUCUUCUAGAACCAGAACCGUAAUAGUGUUAUACCGGACAGAAUUUCCCGCAUCCACUCCUUUUCUGCUUUUAUUCUCCACCCUACAGUCAGCAUAAUCUUUGAAUUUUAACAUCGCGAACUUGACCCAGUCACCUGCUGAGAAGCAUUUUAAGUUUAAGAAGAGAGAGUCCAAUAGCUUGUCCUUUUCCGUUGUGAAAGCAGGAGUGGAGGAGUAUAUUUAAAGUUGGAAUUUGCUGCUAAAGAUGGCAGACCCAGAUGUCCUCACCGAGGUUCCUGCAGCAUUGAAGAGGUUAGCCAAGUAUGUGAUCCGGGGAUUUUAUGGCAUUGAGCAUGCCUUGGCCUUGGACAUCUUGAUCCGGAACCCCUGUGUGAAAGAAGAGGAUAUGCUGGAGCUGCUCAAGUUUGAUCGGAAACAACUUCGAUCAGUUUUGAAUAAUUUAAAGGGAGACAAGUUUAUCAAAUGCAGAAUGAGGGUAGAGACUGCUGCUGAUGGGAAAACCACUCGUCAUAACUACUAUUUUAUCAAUUAUCGGACUCUUGUUAAUGUGGUAAAAUAUAAAUUGGAUCACAUGAGGAGGAGGAUUGAGACCGAUGAGAGAGAUUCCACCAACCGGGCUUCCUUCAAAUGUCCUGUCUGUAGUAGUACUUUCACAGACUUAGAAGCUAAUCAGCUCUUUGACCCCAUGACAGGAACUUUCCGCUGUACUUUUUGCCAUACAGAGGUAGAGGAGGAUGAAUCAGCAAUGCCCAAAAAAGAUGCACGCACACUUUUGGCAAGGUUUAAUGAGCAAAUUGAGCCCAUUUAUGCACUGCUUCGGGAGACAGAGGAUGUAAACUUGGCCUAUGAAAUACUUGAGCCAGAACCCACAGAAAUCCCAGCCCUGAAACAGAGCAAGGACCGUGCAGCACCUACUGCUGGAGCUGCUGGCCUGGCAGGUGGGCACCACCGGGAAGCAUGGACCACCAAAGGCCCCUCUUAUGAGGACUUGUACACUCAGAAUGUUGUCAUUAACAUGGAUGACCAGGAAGAUCUUCAUCGAGCCUCACUGGAGGGGAAAUCUGCCAAAGAGAGGCCCAUUUGGUUGAGAGAGAGCACUGUCCAAGGGGCGUAUAGUUCUGAAGAGAUGAAAGAAGGUGGCAUAGAUAUGGAUGCAUUUCAGGAGCGUGAGGAAGGCCGUGCAGGGCCGGAUGAUAAUGAGGAGGUCAUGCGAGCGCUGCUUAUUCAUGAGAAGAAGACUCCUUCUGCCGCAGCUGCUUCAGUGGGGGCGGCCGCUCCUGUGACCACCGCCAAUGGCAGUGACUCAGAGAGUGAGACCAGUGAGUCAGAUGAAGAUUCUCCACCCCGUCCAGCAGCUGUGGCUACGCAUCAUCGGGAAGAGGAUGAGGAGGAUGACGAUGAGUUUGAAGAAGUAGCAGAUGACCCCACUGUCAUGGUGGCUGGCCGUCCAUUCUCCUACAGUGAAGUGAGCCAACGGCCAGAGCUGGUGGCCCAGAUGACACCAGAAGAAAAGGAAGCAUACAUAGCAAUGGGACAACGCAUGUUUGAGGACCUUUUUGAGUGAGCUAUCUCUACCUUUUCCUUCUUUCUCUAAUGCUCAUUUCAAAAUGAAAUUCCCCACCUUUGAAACAAAGUGUUUAAAUAGCUUUCUGUCAUUCUUGAUGUAAAGCACCUGUAACUUUGUGCAAAGAAUAAUGGAGAGAAAGUUUAAUUUCUAUGUCAGAAACUUUCCAGCAAGGUAAGGUAGGUUGGCUAUAAGCAUUCCCUUCCCUUCUAUUACUACAGUAUUAAUAUUUUACUGUAUUUCCUUAUCUAAUCUUUUCCUUUCCUUUUAAAGACAUUUCUCUCUCUUCUGAAAUGAGUGAGGAAAGUCCAUAGUGUAAAUUCUUCCUGUCUGCCUGCAGAAGCCUACUACGAUAGAUUACAAUAAUUCACUGAUCACAUCCUUUUUUAUCAGCUCUAACCAAGCAUUCCGAAUAAUUCCUUAUAUUGCUGCCAGCCAAAGCAACUUGCCAACAGGAAAAAAAACUUCUAAAACUUCCUCAAAAUUUGAGUAUUUGCUCAAAAUUGAGGUUGGAGGUCAAUUUGUAAGGGGAGAUCGGAGUGUGCGUGGACCAGGGAUGGAUAUGCCUGAGUCUCAUGUUUGAACCAGAAUUUGUGUCUUUAAAACUGACCCAACUGGUAGAUUCUGUUGUUUUGUUUCAUCCUUUUUCGUU
This is a messenger RNA of Microcebus murinus (gray mouse lemur), 2229 nucleotides long. The record is from RefSeq and is a predicted model, not a curated record. Lineage: Eukaryota; Metazoa; Chordata; Mammalia; Primates; Cheirogaleidae.